GUCACCGCUCUCGGUUAGUCGCCAGUCACGCCCCAUUUAUGGUCCAGGGUGGCUGGAACGAAACUUUGAUAGGAUACCGAAUAAAAAGUCACGAUGAAGCAAGUCCCACCGGACACAAAGUUGGUCAUAGCAUUUUUCAGGUUUAAAUAAUGAAAUUCCCUCCAGUUCAAAAACACUAGACGAAGGUGUCUCUAAAAUAUUCGAUGAAAUUCUACAUGAAGUGUUUUCCAAAGAUCCAAAUGAUGCACCACUUGGUGAAACAGGAGCAGCAGGCAGAUCAGAAUAUCCUCAACAAAUGAGCUUGAGAAGUGCUGAAUUGGCAUCAAGUUUGGAUAAGGAAAAAGAACAUUUGGCUAAAAUAGUUGAUGAAAUUCUACAUGAAGUGUUUUCCAAAGCUCCAAAUGAUGCACCACUUGGUGAAACAGCAGCAGCAGGCAGAUCAGGAAACAGUGUUUCUUGGAAUUCUCCUGAAUCGGAAUAUUUCCUUGGCAGUGUGGACGAAAUUUCCAAUAAUGAUCACAUUUCAGAUGAGAAGAGGGAUCAAGAAUCCUCUCUAUUCAACAGGGAUGUAAUUGAGCAAUUGACUACUGUGGAUAAAGAGACACUUCAAGUAGCAGUUAGUCCAGAUGCUCACUACGGGAAUAUGCCCUGCGCAAAGCUUCUGCACUUUCUGCAGAGGAACAUCAUCGUCGCUGUUGGGUCGGUGGCGGCAAUCCUCACCGCUGCAGUGCUGCUGCUGCUGCUGAUGACCAUGUACUGCAGAAAGAAGCAGCUGCUUGUGCCUGUGCACGUGUGAAGACGUCUGUUGGUGCUCUGCCCUUGCUGUGCAGCCAGAGGAAGCAGCCUCUGAAUGAUCUCACAGUCCUGGCCUGGGCCAGGUGAACACCUCUCCACAACCUCCCAAUAUGGACACUGCGCUCCAAGCCCCAUGCCCACAGUGGCACUCCAAAUGCCUCCUGCACCCCUACAUGAGCUGUGGCUCACCUGCACCCCAAACCUUGUUUCCCACAGCUUCCCCCAGUCACAUCCUGCCUCUUGCUGCACAUGCUCCUGCCAGCCGUGGCUUGCCUGCACUGCAGAGGUCUACUGCCAGCUUUCCCAACAGCCGUGGACUGGCUCUGGCCCAGGUGGGCAGGAGAACUUCUUUGUCACAGGCUAGGCUGCCCCACUGCUUCUGUAACAACGUCUGACCUCAGCCCUGGGGAGAGCCCCCUUCCAAGUUUGCCUUUCCACACUCCUCAGCCCUGAGGGACCCUUUGGAGUUCUAUUUACAUCUUUACAGCCACUC
Cynocephalus volans (Philippine flying lemur) is the source of this 1288-nucleotide messenger RNA. RefSeq names its product chromosome 14 C2orf92 homolog (gene C14H2orf92). The record is from RefSeq and is a predicted model, not a curated record. Lineage: Eukaryota; Metazoa; Chordata; Mammalia; Dermoptera; Cynocephalidae. The transcript is spliced from 9 exons. Bases 296 to 796 code for a protein of 166 amino acids.